Messenger RNA from Aspergillus affinis, 618 nucleotides. RefSeq lists its product as uncharacterized. The record is from RefSeq and is a predicted model, not a curated record. The coding region runs from base 1 to 618 and encodes 205 amino acids. Lineage: Eukaryota; Fungi; Ascomycota; Eurotiomycetes; Eurotiales; Aspergillaceae. The transcript has 2 exons.
AUGCAAUAUGCGGCAUCGGAACCGUCGGAUCUGGCCCGCUUGUCGAAGGAGCAGAAAUCCACCAUCAUCAGCCACUUAGACGGACUUUGUGUACAGGAAAGCUGGGAUACUUUGGUCGGAAAAGUUCCUGCAAUGAGGGACGGGCUCGCGGCAGAGGUUUUCCUCACGGCAUUGAUCUUUCAGGACCUGCACAGCAUGAUGAUAGAGCAUCCGUUCUGGUACCUUGACGGAAAGAAUGCCCGGGAUCAAACCGAGAACGAUACUUUUGGCGAACGGCUGGAAUACCUUUACGAAAGCGAUGAGGUCGAGAAAAAGCGCCGAAAUGAGCUGGUGGGAAUUUACACAGGAGCUAGCCAUGCUGCAGUCUGCAACGACCAAUGCUCGGGGCAAACAGAAUUUUCGCAGCUGGCCGAUAUUGAUCCAACCUACCAUUCGAGCUCCGCUGAGCUGUCAGCACAUGAUUGUCAUGGCGUGCUUCCUGGCGACACCAGGCUCGAUGGACACCGAAUUCUGUUGGUCCUUCGUCCAGCAAUGCGCCACAAAUUGAGCCAGAUGUCUUCUGAGCUCAUGAUUUGGCUGCCCGCAGUUGUCAUGGUGGAAGAUAAUCUAGUCGACUGA